GACCCGACUAGUCGGGCGCCAAGCGCGGGCCGGAGCGGCCUUCCCGGAGUCCUUUGCGCCGCACCUGGUGACAAAAUGGCUGCCCGAGGGAGACGGGCGGAGCCUCCGGGCCGGGAGGCGCCGGGCCCCGCGGUGGGCAGCGGCGGCGGGAGCCGAUGGGCUGAGUCGGGGCCGGGGACAUCGCCCGAGAGCGGGGACGAGGAGAUGUCGAGCCCGGUGUCGGGCGGCGUGAACUUGUUCGCCAACGACGGCAGCUUCCUCGAACUGUUCAAGCGGAAGAUGGAGGAGGAGCAGCGGCAGCGGCAGGAGGAGCCGCCUCCGGGCCCGCCGCGACCCGACCAGCCAGCGACCGCCGCCGCCGGGGGUCCCGGGGAUCCGAAGAGGAAGGGCGGCCCGGGCCCCACGCUCAGCUUCGUGGGCAAGCGCAGAGGCGGAAACAAACUAGCCCUCAAGACGGGAAUAGUAGCCAAGAAGCAGAAGACGGAGGAUGAGGUAUUAACAAGUAAAGGUGAUGCAUGGGCCAAGUACAUGGCAGAAGUGAAAAAGUACAAAGCCCACCAGUGCGGUGAUGAUGAUAAAACUCGGCCCCUGGUGAAAUGACCCCCUUCCCCCGUCUGCCCACGGCCUGGGACUCUCUGCGAUGUACAUAACUAUUUAAUGCGGCAGCGGCAGCGGCGGCGCGGCGGCAGCCCUUCCCCCCAAGGACUUAAACACAGAAGGAAACCAAGAUGCUUCCCGCAGCCGCGGACGAUCCUCCAGGACUCUUUUUUACCUUGAGCACUUGCCUCCUGAGACUUCAUAGAACAGUGGUUUACUGUCCCCUCUCUUCCCUCCUCCUUGCUCUCUCGGGCUCUUUCUGUCUUCCUUUUCUCGCCCUCCCCUUCCUCCUUCCCUUAGCCAUCACUUCUGGGAAGUAAAGAACUUGACUUAGUGCCGGA
Molecule: messenger RNA, 938 nt
Organism: Myotis daubentonii (Daubenton's bat)
Lineage: Eukaryota; Metazoa; Chordata; Mammalia; Chiroptera; Vespertilionidae
Gene: TRIR
Product: telomerase RNA component interacting RNase
Molecular function (GO): 3'-5' exonuclease activity; 5'-3' exonuclease activity
Source: RefSeq, a predicted model, not a curated record